Messenger RNA from Ceutorhynchus assimilis (cabbage seed weevil), 4032 nucleotides. NCBI's taxonomy places the organism in Eukaryota, Metazoa, Arthropoda, Insecta, Coleoptera, Curculionidae. The record is from the annotation of a GenBank genome assembly.
AUGUCAGAUACAAAAGCUAAGAAGGCGAAAAGUCUCCGACAGAGUGAAAUAAGUCGAAUGGCAGAGCUACUUCUAGCAGCACAGCAGGCGGUAAAUGAUCCAGCUAGUCGUGAUUCUUUUCAGUUGCGUUAUGGAGAUGUCGAAAGAAUAAGAGAUGAUUUUUUCAAACAUCAUAAUAUUGUAAUUGGGAGUAUUGAUGAUGAGCAGGAAGAAGAUGAGUUCAAAACUCAAGAUCAAAUUCGAACCCAAUUUGAAAGUUUGAAUAGGUACAUACCAGAUCCACCGACUCCGAACAACCCAACAACUAACGCCCCAGCAGUCCUAACCAGUUAUGAAAGAGCUAAGUUGAAAUUAAACAACCAUUUUUCACCUAAGUGUGGAUAUAUGAAUGAAUAUUAUGCAAAAUUUUUAAAACUAAGCUCUAAUUGUGGUUUUGCUGAUAGAAACAGAGGGAUCAAAUCUCAAAUAAUACAACGAACAUCAUGUUCAAAGUUAAGAUGUUAUGCGAUGACAGAUAAACCAACUUUAGCCCAACUUCUUGCCCAAGCAAAAGUUUAUGAAGUCACCGAAGUUCAAGUCCAUCAAAUCGAUUUUCCAUUUGAGAAAGUGAACAAAAUCAGUCAUAAAUAUGCAACAAACAAUCCACAUAGCAACAACAAUAACAGUAAACUAAAAAAUAAUUGUCGUGAUCUGGGUAACAGCCAACCGAUCAUCCAACAAUUCGAUAACAAAAAGUGCAAGAACUGUGGCAACAAGUGGCAUCAAGAAGGACAUUUUGCAAAAGUUUGCAUCCAGCAACAGAAUCUCAGCAGGUCACAACAAGUUUACAAUGAUGCAGAUUUACAAACGAGAAGGAGAGACAUAGGUGAAAGAAACCAACAAGAAGCCAGGCCGAAGACAGCAAAACUUAGCAGUGAUGUAGCAGAUGAGCCAGAUGACCCACUCAGGUAUAUUUCCACAUUGUUUGAUGAUUCUCAGAACAUCAUUGAUGUGUCAUUUCAAUCAAGUAGUGAUUCCGAAGGCUAUGAUGAAGAGUUUUUUGACUCUGAGUUAGACUCCUGGUCAGAGGAAGCUGCAAAUUCUAAGGCAGUCAGCAGAAGUGCUGGUAUCCUGUACGAAUCUUUUGAUACAGUUCAUUUAGAAACUAGUUCAUGGAAGUUGAUUAAUUCUAUAGAUUUAGAAAAUUAUUAUGACCUCUACGAUAAUUUUAUUUUUAGUUAUAAAAAAAUGGUAGAACUUUGCGAUUUGAGAGAUUCUCAAAAGGAAUAUUUAAAACCUUGUAUUAUGGCAAAGAGCCUAUUUAAUCGGAUAAGUCGUGUUCUUCACCGUGUUCAAGAUAAUAACAGUAUAAUUGGAGAAAUUCUAAAUAGCCAGCAAUUUUUAAAUCGAACCAAACGAGGUUUAGUCAAUGCCGUAGGCAAUGUUGCAAAGGUUUUGUUUGGAACCUUAGAUGAAAAUGAUGCUAAACAUUUCAACGAAAUUCUCCAAAAACUGGAAACAAAUCAGAUAAAUAUGCAACACUUACUGUCAGAACAAACAAGUAUUUUUGAAAAUACCAUUCUAUCUCUCAACUCAUCAAAUCAAGCAAAUAAACAAAUUUUUGAAAAUUUAAACGGAAAAGUCAAUCAAAUUGAAACUUUCAUCAAUGAUCACAUAAAAGGUGUUAUUGAUAAUAUCACUUCAUAUGAAAAUUUUGCAUUACAGUUCUCUGAGUAUUUUUCUCUAUUCGAACUGGUCUCCGAACAGUUCCAGUUUUACCAAAGUGAUCUAUUAAACAUAAUUUUGUAUGCUCAAAAUGGUAUUUUACAUCCUUUAGUCCUAAGUCCAAAAAGGCUCAUAAACCAUUUAGUUAAACAAAGCAUGUAUUUACCAAAAGGGUUAUCAUUUCCUGUACCUCUUUAUCAUCAUUAUUCUCAUGACCUGUAUAAAACAAUGCAUCCAAAUGUGUUUUACUCAAAUUAUAAAUUGUACUUUAUUUUAUACAUACCCCUUGUAAGUGAUAUUUCGUACAAUAUCGUUAAGAUGACAAGUUUACCUAUAAAAGUGAAUAAUGAUAAACAUUCUCAUAUAUUCUCAUUUAUUUCAUCAGAACACCAUUACUUAGUAAUAGAUAGUCUUAAGCGAAACUAUUUUUUUCUUGAUAACAAUGAUUUGAAAGAUUGUUCAAGAAUAGAUAAUAAGUACGUUUGUAAAGAAAAAUAUCCCUUGUUCCUUUUACCAAUACAUAAUGAUUGUGAGGCACUGUUGUACACUCAUCCUCAGAAAAUUCCUGAGUCUUGUGAAAAACGAGUUAGUGCCAUUCAUAAAACAAUUUUUAUCAAAAUUCUGAAAAUAAAUUCUUGGAUUUUUGUUAGUCCAAACGAUGAAACUCUCACAAUAAAGUGUCAAAAUUUUGAAGACUCUAUUCGUUUAAACAAUUCAGGCAUUUUAGAACUUGCACCGCACGGUAUCGCUUUUACAAGUUCUGUCACGCUAAAGCCAAUUGAUACCAAAGAAGCAAAUAAGUCAUUCAUAAACACAAUUUAUUUUCAAAAUCUUGACAUUAAAAAUGAAAUCAAUAAUCAAGAUCUUCGUUUCAGUUUCAUGGAAACUUUGUCGUUGAAUAAAAGUAUUUUAGUACUUCCUGAUCAAAAUGAAAAAUUAGCAAAAAUUAGUUAUUCCAUCGAUGUAUUAAAAGCAAAGGAACAAAAGAUGUUAAACCAAAAAUCUAUUGAUUUUAACCAUAUUCAUCAUUAUAUUCUAGUAUAUUUAGUAGUGUUUUUAAUUGUAAGUUACGUAGGUUUUAAGAAAUAUAAAACAAUGUGCGUUAAUCAAGAUAAAAGGAAAUGUGAAACUCCAAGUGCAACCGCUGAAAGCAUCUGUUUAACAACGCGAGUGCCGCGAAUAGACAAAACCGCUGACGUCCAGUUUAACGAAAUAGCUGAUAAUACAAAAGCUAAGAAGGCGAAAAGUCUCCGACAGAGUGAAAUAAGUCGAAUGGCAGAGCUACUUCUAGCAGCACAGCAGGCGGUAAAUGAUCCAGCUAGUCGUGAUUCUUUUCAGUUGCGUUAUGGAGAUGUCGAAAGAAUAAGAGAUGAUUUUUUCAAACAUCAUAAUAUUGUAAUUGGGAGUAUUGAUGAUGAGCAGGAAGAAGAUGAGUUCAAAACUCAAGAUCAAAUUGGAACCCAAUUUGAAAAUAAAGCAGAAUCCGACAAGAUAGAGUGCUUGUCAUCUAACAUCCAUAACCCCUUUAAAGACAGCCAGAAAGAAAAACCUUCAACAAGUAAGACUGAUAAUGGGUAUUGCCAAUUAUUUGGUUUGGGAGACACUACUCAAAAACCGUCAACCUCGAGGUCAACUUCCCACGAUGUUUUAGAUGGAAUGGAAUCUGAUGAGUUAGAUAGCAUUACAUCAAGUGAUGAAUAUAUCCCAUCCAACACAGAACAUUCUAGUGACGAUACGGAUUUCGACAGUGACACUAAUACUUACCAUGAACAGGUUAAACAUAAGACUAACUGGGAAAAAAUUGAAGCUGUCAAAAAAAAUAUAUUUGCCGAAGAUGUUCAUUCCCAAAAUGCAAGCCAAAGUGAAUUGGAACCAGUAGUUGAAUCUUCAUUUGCACGUGGGUCAAAUACACAAAAUGUUGCUGAAAAUUGUACUAAUAUAACGGUGAAAACCCAUGUAACUGCUGAAGAACUACCUGCUAAACUAUACUUAUUUAGAAAACAAACCAACACAUUAAACGUGAAGAUUAAUAUGAGGGAUACGGUAAAAUGGAUAAGAGUUGAGGAAUUUGGCUAUUAUUUCUAUAAAACCUACUUGAGUGAAUAUACGCCAUUUUUACAAGUGGAUUUGAAGAAAAAAGGGACCAAAAAUGUUGAUAGAACCCUGUGUGCACCUACCAGAGUGCUAACGAAGACUGGCGGGUUGACUUUAGAAAAAAUAAAAAAUUUACAAGAACAAGUUCAAUUUGUCAACGAGAGUUACAGAUGGUUUUAUGAGGAUAUUAUAGAAGAAAAUGUGGCAAAUCCAAAAAGAAGAAAAACAUCUUAA